GUAUAUAUGCCUUGUCUCCUGGGUCUGCGGGAAGCAUAAGUCUGUUGGGACUUGGGAUGAGAAGAAAACAAGAUGUCUUCACAAGGAAACCCAGACACUAAAAAAAGUAUCCUAAACUCUGAAGAGAUAGAACACAAAAUGACCGACAGUGGACUUAGGGAUCCUCCAGAGGACUCUCAGAAGGUUUUGGAAAAUGAUCCAUCAAUAAAUUCUCAGGCACAGGAGACCACAGUGACAGCAAGUGCCAUUGAAGAAGAAGAAGCGCAGACCCCACACCCUGCCUCUGGUCUUAACGAAGACCACCAAGAGGUAGAGGCAAAAGGUCUAGAAAGUGCAGAUACAGAUGAUAAAUCAGAAAGUCCAGAUGAAACAAAUAUUGGGAGCCAUCCAGAGGAUAAAACAGAGCACGAGAACAGCCCGAGUUCUGAGGCUAGCGCUCAAGGGCACCACUUCCCUUCAGAAGGGCUGGGUGAAAAUCCCCAGGAUCCAGAUCCCAGCUGCUCUCCAAGCCAGGAGGUAGGAACAGCGCCAGCAGGCCUGGGGAGCGCUUCUGAGGAGCCAUCUGCUGAAGACUUUCUAGAAGCCCUGAGUCCUGGUCAUUCCAGCGCAGGGCCGGAGGGCCAGGAUUCACUGAGGAGGCGACGACCUGCCCCAGAGGCUGAAAGUCAUGAGCCAGAAACACAAACAUUGGAAGAAAAGGAAGAGAUUGCACAGGAUACCACCAUAAGAAAGAUUACUAAAAAGAAUUUUUGGAACUAUGGCUUCUUUCUUGGCUGCCUGGUUAUCGUGGCUUUUGUGUUAAGUUCCGUUAGUAGCUACUAUUCCUCCCCAGCUCAGCAAGUGCCCCCAAAUCCAGCAUUAGAGGCCUUCUUGGCUCAGUUCAGCCAAUUGAAGGACAAAUUCCCGGGCCAGAGUCCCUUCCUGUGGCAGCGAGGACGUAAGUUUCUCCAGAAGCACCUGAAUUCUUCGAACCCUUCCGAGCCAGCCACCAUCAUAUUCACAGCAGCUCGAGAGGGAAGAGAAACCCUUAAGUGCCUGAGCCACCAUGUUGCUGAUGCCUAUACCUCUUCCCAGAAAGUCUCUGCCAUUAUGAUUGAUGGGGCGGACAGAGCCAUGAAUGACAGCGACACGGUCAAGCAGUGGGUUGACUUUCAGCUGAGCUAUGGAUUUGAGAACGGCCAGAAGGCUGCCGUGGUCCACCACUUUGAAUCCCUCCCUGCAGGCUCCACCUUGAUCUUCUACAAGUAUUGUGAUCAUGAGAACGCUGCCUUUAAAGAUGUGGCCCUGGUCCUGACCGUGCUACUGGAGGAGGAAACAUUAGAGGCCACUGUAGGCCCAAGGGAAACCGAAGAAAAAGUGAGGGAUUUACUCUGGGCCAAAUUUACCAACUCUAACACUCCCAGCUCCUUCAACCACAUGGACUCUGACAAACUGAGCGGGCUGUGGAGCCGCAUUUCACACCUGGUGCUGCCGGUCCAGCCCGUGAGGAACAUAGAGGAACAGGGCUGCCUUCUGUCAAGCUAAGCAGGGAGCUGGUAACGGGAAGGCUCUAGCUUGCAGAAGAGCUACAGACUGCCCUUCUGUGGAGGGAGGUGGAGAGAGGGAGGGAACAGCCUGAAAAAAACACGAACAAGCCUAGUUUAGAAAAGCAGCUUUCACUUUUUUACUUUCUGUAAAUUUUUUCUAAUCUAAGCUUUGACAAAGCUAAAAUUGACCUUUUCAAGUAAAUCAGGUUUGAGCUAUAGCAUGAUAUAGAAAUCUGAGGAAUUUUUAAAAUCCCAAAAUAUAACAGAAUCAUUGCACAGAAAGAUAUUAUUCUCAGAGUAACUACAGAGUGACUUUUGUUUUCUUGAGGGAGACGAAAGAGGCUUUUUAGACUUGGACUGAAUCAGAGUUUGAAGCAGUGAUCAUUUUUAGAAACUUUUCAAUCAUGUUAAAUAUUUUAAAAACUUGCUUUAAUAACCAAGUUGAGGGAUGAUAUUUUAUACUAGUUUGUACUUUUGACUAGUAUGAAAAAAAGGAAAUAAGAAUUCAAACCACCAGAUCCCUAAAUACUCACUUUAUGUAAAGCACUACACCUUUGUUCCGUUAAUGAGCUGAGGUCAAGCAAGCUAUAUUCAAAAAUGUUCUUAAAUAUUGGAAUCAAUGGGAAAUUGCUUGUAAUCAUUGGAAAUGAAGACAUUCCAAUUGGCUGUGUCUUUACAUCAGCUUUCCUUAAUGAUUUAGAGCAGUGAUUCUUAACACUGUGUCUACCAGGAUCCCUACGCUUUUAUCAGGGUAGUUCUGCUUUUGACAGUUUUAUAUGUUGGGGAUCUCUGUAUGAUUUCAUUGGAACAGUUUCACUGAUAAUGAAGUUUGAAAAUCAAUAAGUGAAAAAACACCUUAGAAUAUAGGAAAUAAGUAGAAAAAAAUAAAGAUUAAAACUUGUGAGCAGGCAGAAGAUGAAAAAUAGGUUUAUUGUAUACUUGCACUAUUUAUGAAAGAGAAAGACCUACAAAUGAGGAUUAGAAUGUAUAAGCUAGAAUUUCCUAACAUAUUUCUGAUGCUUUUGUUCAUUCUGUUAAUCAUUUCUGUCUCCCUAAAUGGAAUUUUGUCAUUGUCAUUAGUCUGAGUACCAUUUUCAGAAGAACAGAUUUUAGUAACCAAGUUAAUGGUAGUCUUUAUAUGGGCACAUUGGCAUAACUUCACCAAAGUUUCUUGGCUGUGCUGUGAUGGAGCAUGGAUUGUAUACUGCAGCUCAUUUUUAAACAGCUAGUUAGAAGCACCAUUAGGGUAAAAAUCAGAGAAAUGUGGGCUGGGAGUGAAGCUUGGUGGUAGAUUGCUUGCCUAGCAUGUAUGAGGCCUUGGGUUUGAUCCCCAGCACUGCAAAAUAGAAAUGCAAGAGAUGUUAUACUUGGUGAGGAGAGGCAGAAAUGGUAGAGUCUCAGAGGUUUUAAUGACCAAUAUCAAUUGCUGAAUGAUGAUCUGUGAUUGUGAGACAAACUGAGAACAGUGUGUAUGGAGACAGAAGUUGUUGAUCAGCAUUUGAGCUCUUGAAAGCAGAACACUAGUAGAAUGUAGACCUAACAAAAGGUCUGUUCCAUUACAUGGACUAUCACCACAGCCUUGGAAUGUUUUAACUAGACUUUGGCUUCUCUUUGACUGUGAAAGCAUACACAUGUGCAUGUAGUUAAGAAUUCUUGUGACUGAAGAAUGGAAGGAUUUUAGGAACACUAAAAAGAUGUAAGGAUCUGUAUUGAUACCAAAAAUGAUUACAAAGACAUGGGGAAAAGUUUAUUUGAAUAUCUUCCACAGGAAAAAAAUGUGUUUUGAGCAAGGCUUUAAGUGUGCUCAGUUGAGUGCAGGGACAUCCCCAAAGGAGUAUUGACUUGAAGGAAUCCUCGAUAGAUUUGAGAAAAGACCUGAACACAAAGUUAAAGCAUAGUGAAUGUAAUAUCAGGGUCAGUCCAAUAUAAAGUCAGGAACUGGAAGAAAACUCUAUAUGCCAUAAGUUGAUUUUUUCCAGUAUUUUUAGAUCUUUGAUGCUAGUAUUACAUCACACACAACCAUUGGUGCCUUGUAGAAUUGUUAUGUUGGCCUGCUGACCUGUGCUACCUCAGAUCUAUAGAGGAACCAGUUUGAAGUACAGACCUAGUUUCUGUCAGUGAUUCACAUCACACUUGAAACAGAGGGAACUGUUUCUUCACUCGGUUGAAUAUGGAUUUUCAUUAUUUGCUCUCAGUAUAAUUUAGGAGAAUUGCUAAAAGUUGCAAAUUCCUUGUUUACUGUUUAGCUUUUGUUAUACAUGGAAGGAAAAGUAUGCUUAAGUGCAAUUGAGAUUUGUCAGCUUUCUGUCCAUUAUUUCAAAAAUCAUUUUUAGAAAAAGCAGAUAAUCUCAUGAAUAAAAUGAUUGUUUUUACAGCAUAAAACUAUAUUUUUAAAAUAUGCAAAUAAUUAAAAUCUAUUCUAUAUUGUACUCUAUUAGUUUCUAUUCCAUUAUUUUUUUACAUUUUUCAUUUUUCAGACUUUUGUGUAUUUAGUUGUUCAUCUUUUAUUAUUGUGGCAAUUUGCUUAUUUGACUCUGAAAAAUGAUUUGUGAGCACAUGAUACUACACAUGAUACCUGAACAUCAUUAAUUAUUGUCACAGAAUAACUUCCAUGACAUUAUGUAUUAAUGUAAAACACUUCUUGUAGGAGCAAGUGUCAUUGGACUUGGUUUUUUCCCCUCCUUAGGAUGAAAUUUAGUUUUUCUAGUUAAUUUCAGAGAUUGAAAGGCAAGUUCCAAGGGGUUCAUACUGCUAAAGGUAGUAGUGCUAUUUGUUUCUUUUUUCUACUUUUAAAAUCGAUGAAUAAAGUAAUUGUAGCAUGUUUCAUUUGGAAGCCUCCACACUUGAUUGGUGAGGCUUGGUGUGUCCUUGGCCCACCAACCCCUGGGCUAAUGGCCCAACUGAACAGUGCUAGCUGCCAAGGAGGCUUUGAUCUAGCUCUUGUUUGAUCUGUACUUCUGUUUGUUAAGACAGGAAGCAUAUUGAGCACUGAUGUUAGAAUAUAACAAAGACAGCUUAUAAAAGUGAGAAAAUUUAGCAAAAUGCUCUUCACCAGUUGUUUGCUUAUCUCUGACCCAGAUUUUUAAACACCAUUGAAUUUUGCUUUUGUAUAUUUAAAAAAUUAAUGGGCAUUGAGAAUCAGUAAUGUCAGACUUGACAUUUCCCCUUUCCUUAUAUAACCAUGAUUACUUUUGCAUUUAUUUCCUGUAGACAUUGAGUGUGCCUUAUUCAAAUCAAUUUUCUGGUUCUUAUAAAAAAUAAAUCUUAAUUUUUUUCUCAGCUGA
Molecule: messenger RNA, 4810 nt
Organism: Marmota flaviventris (yellow-bellied marmot)
Lineage: Eukaryota; Metazoa; Chordata; Mammalia; Rodentia; Sciuridae
Product: torsin-1A-interacting protein 2-like
Biological process (GO): membrane organization; endoplasmic reticulum organization
Cellular component (GO): endoplasmic reticulum; membrane
Molecular function (GO): ATPase activator activity
Source: RefSeq, a predicted model, not a curated record